AUGGCGACCGAGUCCUUCAUUAUCAAGACGCCGUGCUCGUCUGCGAACAUUGGACCUGGCUUCGACGUCAUCGGCCUCGCCUUGUCCAUGUAUUUGGAGCUACAUGUCACCAUUGACAGGUCGAAGCAGAAAUCUGAGUGCCCACUCAACUGCCGUGUCACAUACGAAGGCGAAGGAGAGGAUUCGGGAGAGAUUAGCUUGGACCCGGACGUCAACCUACUCACCCGAGUUGCGUUAUACGUACUUCGAUGCAAUGGCCAGCGAGCGUUUCCCGUGGAGACCCACGUUCACAUCAAGAACCCAAUUCCUCUAGGGAGGGGAUUGGGAUCAUCUGGAGCGGCGGUUGUUGCUGGUGUUAUGCUGGGCAAGGAGGUUGGCAAGCUUAACUUGACCAACGACCGGCUCUUCGACUACUGUCUAAUGAUCGAGCGUCAUCCCGACAAUGUUGGUGCCGCCCUCUUUGGUGGGUUUGUCGGCACAUAUCUGAAGCCUCUGUCGCCAGAAGACUUAGCACGAACCGAAAUCCCCCUUGCAGAGGUGCUGCCUGCUCCAGCAGGAGGAGUUGAUACAGGAGAGACGCCCCCUGAUCCACCUCAUGGUAUUGGACAUCACAUCACCUUUCCAUGGGCAUCCGAGAUCAAGGCUGUUGCCAUCAUUCCCGACUUCGAGGUACCCACCGCGAAUGCGCGUGCAGUCUUACCAGCACAGUAUCCUCGUCCUGAUGUGACAUUCAACUUGCAGAGAAUAGCCCUACUGCCAGUAGCAUUGGGACAGUCACCGCCCAAUCCCGACCUUAUCUAUCUGGCAAUGCAGGACAAGUUGCACCAACCAUAUCGGCAGACGCUGAUCCCCGGCUUGACCGAAAUAGUCGAGUCAAUGACACCAAGCACGCAGCCCGGACUCCUGGGCGUGUGCUUGUCAGGAGCUGGGCCGACCAUACUGGCUCUCGCCACGACAAAUUUCGAGGAGAUUGCGACGAACAUCAUCAACAGGUUCAAGAAACAGAAUAUCGAGUGCCGGUGGCAACUACUAGAGCCAGCAGCGGGCACCCAGGUCGUACGACAAAGUUGA
This is a messenger RNA of Phaeoacremonium minimum UCRPA7, 1071 nucleotides long. RefSeq names its product putative homoserine kinase protein. Gene Ontology annotation, molecular function: ATP binding; homoserine kinase activity. The record is from RefSeq and is a predicted model, not a curated record. Lineage: Eukaryota; Fungi; Ascomycota; Sordariomycetes; Togniniales; Togniniaceae. Bases 1 to 1071 code for a protein of 356 amino acids. The transcript is spliced from 3 exons. Gene Ontology annotation, biological process: L-threonine metabolic process.